GCUAUAUAAGGCGGAACGAGGCAGGCGAGGGGGGCAGCGCAGCCGAGCGGAGCCCAGGAGAGGACAGAGAGCGAGCCUGAGCGAGAAGCGGGGAAGCAAAGAGGAGGAAGCCGCCGGUGCGUCGGGACGCGAGCGCAGGUGUUCGGAGCGCCGGAGCUGGAGCUCUGCAGCCGGCAGUCAUGUACCGCUCCACCAAGGGCGCCUCCAAGGCGCGCCGCGACCAGAUCAACGCCGAGAUCCGGAACCUCAAGGAGCUGCUGCCACUGGCCGAAGCGGACAAGGUCCGGCUGUCCUACCUGCACAUCAUGAGCCUUGCCUGCAUCUACACUCGCAAGGGCGUCUUCUUCGCUGGAGGCACUCCUCUGGAGGGCCCCUCGGGGCUUCUCUCAGCUGAAGAGCUUGAAGACAUAGUAGCGGCACUACCUGGCUUUCUGCUAGUGUUCACAGCUGAGGGGAAGUUGCUGUAUCUGUCUGAGAGUGUGAGCGAGCACCUGGGCCACUCCAUGGUGGACCUGGUUGCCCAGGGUGACAGUAUCUACGACAUCAUUGACCCAGCUGACCACCUCACUGUGCGCCAGCAGCUCACCCUGCCCUCUGCUCUGGACAACGAUCGCCUCUUCCGCUGUCGCUUCAACACCUCUAAGUCCCUCCGGCGCCAGAGCACAGGCAACAAACUGGUGCUUAUUCGAGGCCGAUUCCAUGCUCACCCACCUGGGGCCUACUGGGCAGGAAACCCUGUGUUCACAGCUUUCUGUGCCCCACUAGAGCCAAGACCUCGCCCUGGCCCUGGGCCUGGCCCCGGGCCUGGCCCUGCCUCUCUCUUCCUGGCCAUGUUCCAGAGCCGUCAUGCUAAGGACCUGGUCCUGCUGGAUAUCUCUGAGAGUGUUCUAAUCUACCUGGGCUUUGAGCGCAGUGAACUGCUCUGUAAAUCAUGGUAUGGACUGCUGCACCCUGAGGACCUGGCCCACGCUUCUGCUCAACACUACCGCCUGUUGGCUGAGAGUGGAGAUAUUCAGGCAGAGAUGGUGGUGAGACUGCAGGCCAAGCCUGGAGGCUGGGCAUGGAUUUACUGCCUGUUAUACUCAGAAGGUCCAGAGGGCCCCAUUACUGCCAAUAACUACCCAAUCAGUGACAUGGAAGCCUGGAGCCUCCGCCAACAGCUGAACUCUGAAGAUACUCAGGCAGCUUAUGUCCUGGGCACCCCGACCAUGCUGCCCUCAUUCCCUGAGAACAUUCUCGCCCAGGAGCAGUGCUCCAGCACUAACCCACUCUUCACUCCAGCUCUGGGAGCUCCCAGAAGCACCACUUUCCCCAGUGCUCCUGAACUGAGUGUUGUCUCAGCAUCAGAAGACAUUCCUCGACCCCCCAAAGGGAUUGACUUCAGUUACCUGACAUUCCCUUCUGGGCCUGAGCCUUCUCUCCAAGGAGACCUGAGCAAGGAUCUUGUGUGCACCCCACCCUAUACACCCCACCAGCCAGGAGGCUGUGCCUUUCUCUUCAGCCUCCAUGAGCCCUUCCAGACUCACUUGCCCACCCCAUCCACCUCUCUUCAAGAACAGCUGACUCCAAGCACUGCAACCUUCUCUGAUCAGUUGACACCCAGCAGUGCAACCUUCCCAGACCCACUAACUAGCCCACUACAAGGCCUUUUGACCGAAACUUCAGCCAGAAGCUAUGAAGACCAGUUGACUCCCUGCACCUCCACCUUUCCAGACCAGCUGCUUCCCAGCACUGCCACCUUCCCAGAGCCUCUGGGCAGCCCUUCUCGUGAGCAGCUGACUCCUCCUAGCACAGCUUUUCAAGCACAUCUGAAUAGCCCCAGCCAAACUUUCCCAGAGCAACUAAGCCCCAAUCCUACCAAGACUUACUUCGCGCAGGAGGGAUGCAGUUUUCUCUAUGAGAAGUUGCCCCCAAGUCCUAGCAGCCCUGGUAAUGGGGACUGCACACUCUUGGCCCUAGCCCAGCUCCGGGGCCCCCUCUCUGUGGAUGUCCCUCUGGUACCUGAAGGCCUGCUCACACCUGAGGCCUCUCCAGUCAAGCAGAGUUUCUUCCACUACUCAGAGAAGGAGCAAAAUGAGAUCGAUCGUCUCAUCCGGCAGAUUAGCCAGUUGGCUCAGGGCAUGGACAGGCCCUUCUCAGCUGAGGCUGGCACUGGCGGACUGGAGCCACUUGGAGGGCUGGAGCCCCUGGACUCCAACCUGUCCCUGCCGGGGGCUGGUCCCCCUGUGCUCAGCCUGGAUCUGAAGCCCUGGAAAUGCCAGGAACUAGACUUCCUGGCUGACCCUGACAACAUGUUCCUGGAAGAGACGCCCGUGGAAGACAUCUUCAUGGAUCUCUCUACCCCAGACCCCAGUGAGGAAUGGGGCUCAGGAGAUCCUGAGGCAGAGGGCCCAGGAGGGCCCCCAUCGCCUUGCAACAACCUGUCCCCAGAAGACCACAGCUUCCUGGAGGACCUGGCCACUUAUGAAACCGCCUUUGAGACAGGUGUCUCAGCAUUCCCCUAUGAUGGGUUUACUGAUGAGUUGCAUCAACUCCAGAGCCAAGUUCAAGACAGCUUCCAUGAAGAUGGAAGUGGAGGGGAACCAACGUUUUGAAUAAGUCUGUGACUUAACGUCGUCAAGUAUGGCAUAUUGUCAUCAAGACGUGGAGCCGCUCUCCACCCCCCCAGGACUGUUGGGGGGAUUCUGGGGGCCAGAGGGGGAUAUAUCUAAUUCCCAGGCCCUGAAGACUGGGGGGGGGAGGUGGGAGGGUAAGGGAGGGGAGCUUCUUUUUAAAAUCAAGAGACUCUGAGCGAUCCCAGUUUCCAUUUCAAUCUGUAUUCACUCGUAGUGAGUUUCCUUGAAUGGGAUUUCAAGCGGAGAAUGGGGGAGUCUCACUUCCCUGCCGCACUGCCCCACUGGCCUGGGCCAGUUCUCCCCUCGUAGGGACGAAGCCACCCCUGGGCCACCUGGGCCAGCCUGUGCCCUGAGGGGCUCUUGACAUCCACGUAGAAUUCUCUACACACCAGUAACGGGAUUUCAAUUCCGAUGGACUCUGCCGCCCUGGCGGCCCUUCCUGUGACUUUUGCGCCCCGCGCCUGGGGUGGGGGGCGCGAAGAGACGCUACGUUCCUUUCCGAUGGAGGAAGGCAGACCUGCCAUCACACAUGUGCUUGCACGAGUGCGUGUACCUGGUGCGGGACUCACCCGGCCACCAGACCGCCUGGACCUGCCCAGACGGCCACCUCGUGGUGCUGCGGUGACUUUGUAGCCAACUUUAUAAUAAAGUCCAGUUUGCCUUUUUGGUA
Otolemur garnettii (small-eared galago) is the source of this 3285-nucleotide messenger RNA. It is a transcript of the gene NPAS4, whose product is annotated as neuronal PAS domain protein 4. The record is from RefSeq and is a predicted model, not a curated record. Gene Ontology annotation, biological process: regulation of transcription by RNA polymerase II. The transcript is spliced from 8 exons. The coding region runs from base 180 to 2594 and encodes 804 amino acids. Gene Ontology annotation, molecular function: DNA-binding transcription factor activity, RNA polymerase II-specific; RNA polymerase II transcription regulatory region sequence-specific DNA binding; protein dimerization activity. NCBI's taxonomy places the organism in Eukaryota, Metazoa, Chordata, Mammalia, Primates, Galagidae.